Oppiella nova is the source of this 1827-nucleotide messenger RNA. The record is from the annotation of a GenBank genome assembly. Lineage: Eukaryota; Metazoa; Arthropoda; Arachnida; Sarcoptiformes; Oppiidae.
AUGGCGUUCCUCAUGGGUCUGUCGAUACCGACCUAUUCGUUGAUAUUCGGCGACAUAAUGGCAACGAUGGCCGAGACGUCCAUCGAUAAGAUACGCGAAGACGUCUUCCUAUACGCCAUGCUUUUCGUGGCGAUGGGUAUUGUGUCGGGGAUCGUGGCCUUCCUUCAGUUAUAUUUAUUCGGUGUCUGUGGGGAACGCCUAACGAUGAGACUCCGGCGUAUGGUAUUCACAGCGAUGUUACAGCAGGAGGUGGGCUGGUAUGACGAGCAGGAGAAUAGUACCGGUGCUCUCUGUUCCCGGCUCUCAGCCGAUGCAUCGGCCGUUCAGGGGGCGGCCGGUUCUCGAAUGUCGACCCUCUGUCAGGCGGCGUCCACCCUAUGCGCCGGUAUUAUAAUCGCUAUGAUAUACAACUGGAAGUUAGGGUUAGUUAUGAUCGGUUUCACGCCUUUCGUGAUCGCCGCCACAUAUUUCCAGAUGAAAAUACUCAGCGGACAGGUAUCUGACGAUAAGAAGUCGCAAGAAGAGGCCUCGAGGGUCAGUACUACCGUUGAACUGCCGGUGCUUAACCUAAACAUAGCGGUGGAGGCGAUCACGUGUAUCCGGACAGUGGCGUCACUACAUCAGGAAAACACAUUUCUUACGAAUUACACGAAAGCAUUGGAAACACGGUUUGAAAAAUCCAAAAUCAAGGCCCAUAUGAGAGGCAUUACCUUUGGGGUCGCACAGAGUUUGGGUAACUUUUCCUAUGCGGUCGCACUUUUCUACGGGUGCCGACUCAUCGUGGACCAGGAGCUCACUUAUGGCGACCUUUUCAAGUUAGCACUAGAAAAAAGAGUACCGAAGCACUCAUAUUUGGGACCGCAAUGGUUGGACAAGCAGUCGGUUACAUUCGCACCGGACUACCAAAAGGGACGGUUAGCCGCGGUUCACAUCUUUAAACUGUUGGACAGAUUACCGAAAAUAUGUGUCAAUCAGUCGACCGGCGAUAUGCCGGACGUGUGCGACGGGAACGUGCGGUUCGAGGAUCUGGAGUUCACAUACCCUACCCGCCCUAACGUCAAGAUACUGAACGGACUGAGCUUUGACGUGGGGAAGGGUCAGACGGUGGCGGACCAUCCGCGGUCACCAACGCCGUUUUCAUAUGCUCACGCUGCCGCCCCUUCACCAGACAGGAUACUCAGGAUUAUGGACAAUAAGAAUAUCGUGAAUCUGAAUAUUCCAUGGCUUCGCCGAAAGUUAGGGAUCGUAUCGCAAGAGCCGGUGCUCUUCGGCUACAGUAUAGCCGAUAAUAUCGCGUAUGGAGACAACAGUCGCACUGUUAGUCUAAAUGAGGUGAUCCGGGCCUCCGAGAGGGCUAACAUUCAUUCGUUCAUCAAAUCACUUCCUAUGGGUUACGACACACCCGUCGGCGACAAAGGCACUCAACUCAGCGGUGGGCAGAAGCAGAGGAUAGCCAUCGCCCGGGCACUCGUCAGAGACCCGCAAAUACUGCUCUUAGACGAGGCUACCAGUGCUCUCGACUCCGAGAGUGAAAAGGUGGUUCAACAGGCACUGGAUGAGGCCCGAGAGGGCCGCACAUGUAUUGUGAUCGCACACCGACUGUCGACUAUACAAAAUGCGGACAAAAUAGUUGUCGUCAGCAAAGGAGUGGUUGUGGAGGAGGGACGUCAUCAGGAGUUGAUCGCCAAAAGGGGGGCUUAUUAUGACUUAUAUAACGUACAGAAUUUAAUGCAUUAGCAUCACCGGCAGGAAAUGGAGGUCCGGUAGUGAUAAUCCUAAUAUAGUGGUAAAACAACUUAAAUUAAAACUUCUCAUUCAGUGUAUUCA